Galendromus occidentalis (western predatory mite) is the source of this 1329-nucleotide messenger RNA. RefSeq names its product Heparan sulfate 2-O-sulfotransferase (gene Hs2st). NCBI's taxonomy places the organism in Eukaryota, Metazoa, Arthropoda, Arachnida, Mesostigmata, Phytoseiidae. Gene Ontology annotation, cellular component: membrane. The transcript has 8 exons. The record is from RefSeq and is a predicted model, not a curated record. Gene Ontology annotation, molecular function: heparan sulfate 2-sulfotransferase activity. Bases 1 to 1329 code for a protein of 442 amino acids.
AUGUGCGUCCCCGACAAAGUGAUCAUAAAAUACGUCGAGUGGGAGGAAUCUCCUCUCAUGGUAUCGAUGGGCUCCGCGUGCACGACAGCAGAUGUUUGCGGCAACGCGGAAACUGCAUUCCCCAAGAACUCCGCUGAAGAGGUCACCGGACCUCCCAAGCUCCGACGUGAAACGCUGCAGCUCUUGACCCAUCAGUCGGCCUCUUCGAAACAUUAUAAGCAGGAUGUGACGACCCGCAGCCUUGAGAUGUUCUCCUCCGUGGCGCGAACUCCCGCUUUGUGGCGGGUGUUUGCGGGGCUCGUAUUUUUUGGUGUGUGGUUUCUACUAUUUACCGAGCUCGAACAUCGAAUGAGAACCAUCGAGGAAACCAAUCAAUACAUGGGCAAAAUGCUCGCACGGCUUAAUUUCAACCGUUAUUCUGCGAUAGGAGAGCAAUCCUCCCAGAACGAAGAUUUAGAUGAAUCCUUAGGACUCCCUCUAAAAACAUUCGAGAAUCAGGUCAUAAUUUACAAUCGAGUUCCGAAAACGGCAUCGACGUCCUUCACUGGAGUUGCUUACGACCUUUGUGUAAAAAACAAGUUUUUCGUCCUUCACAUCAACACAAGUCGUAACAUGCACGUCAUGUCCAUCGCCGACCAAAUGAGGUACUCAGUGAACAUUUCGCAAUGGGAGUCGAUGAGACCUUCAAUGUAUCAUGGACACGUGGCAUUCCUGGAUUUCGCUCGUUUCGGGAUGCCACCGCCGAUCUACAUCAAUAUCGUCCGCGAACCGCUUGAACGGCUGGUCAGCUACUACUACUUUCUCCGCAACGGGGACGACUUCCGACCACAUCUUCAACGUAGACGAAGCGGAGACAAACGAACGUUCGAUGAAUGCGUCAAACAGAUGGGGCAGGAUUGCUCCGAGGAUAAGAUGUGGCUCCAGAUUCCUUUCUUCUGCGGUCACACGCCGAACUGCUGGCAACCCGGCAGUCGAUGGGCCCUGGAACAGGCUAAAAUGAAUCUUAUAAACAAAUAUCUUCUGGUCGGGACAACGGAGCAGCUACAGGACUUUGUUGACAUCCUGGAAGUUGUCUUACCGCGUUUCUUCCGAGGAGCCUCCCAGUUGUUCCACAGCGGCAAAAAGUCGCACCUGAGGAAAACUUCGAACAAAAAGCCAGUCAACGCCGAGACAGUGGCGUUGAUCAAGCAAUGGCCAACCUACUUACUCGAAUCGGAGUUCUACGAAUUCGCGAAGAGACACUUCAACUCCAUAAAGGAUAAGCUCAAUAGCGAACAGGGCUCACAGCAAUUCUUCUUCGAGAAAAUUCGACCAAAGAAGCGCUGGUGA